AUGGGGGGGGGCAGUGGGGGGGAAGGGAUCUGCCAUCCCCCUGCUGCGGAUGCGGCAGUGGGGGGAGGGGACCUGCAGCACCUGCCCCCCCUGCCCCCCCCCCUUCACCUCCAUCUCUCUGCUGCUGGUGCAGCAGUGGGGGAGGGUAUGGGGGUGGCGGGUGUGGCCAACCUGCUGUCGCCCGAGCGGCUCCUGCACCCCCCCCCCCCCCCCCCCCCCCCUUUCUCCUCCAUCCCCCUGCUGUGGGUGUGGCGGUGGGGGGGAGGGGAUCUGCAGCUCCAGCCCCCCCCCCCCCUUCUCCUCCGUCUCUCUGCUGCAGGUGCAGCAGUGGGGGAGGGUAUGGGGGUGGCGGGUGUGGCCAACCUGCUGUCGCCCGAGCGGCUCCUGCACCGCCCCUUCUCCUACCUCCCCCCUGCUGCACGGGGAUCUGCGGCACCAGCCCCCCCCCCCCUCCCCCCCUUCUCCUACCUCCCCCUGCUGCGGGUGCAGCAGUGGGGGGGAGGGGAUCUGCAGCACCAGCCCCCCCCCCGCCCCCCCCCCCCUCCCCCUUCUCCUCCAUCCCCUGCUGCAGGUGCAGCAGUGGGGGGGGGGUAUGGGGUUGGCGGGUGUGGGUGCAACUGCGGGGUGGCGGGUAUGGGGGUGGCGGGUGUGUGA
This is a messenger RNA of Closterium sp. Naga37s-1, 654 nucleotides long. The record is from the annotation of a GenBank genome assembly. Lineage: Eukaryota; Viridiplantae; Streptophyta; Zygnematophyceae; Desmidiales; Closteriaceae.